AUGAGUUCCAUCCCCCGUGGCACGUCACUGCGAGCCGGCGGCGCCUGUGUGCGCUGUCGCAAGGGCAAGACGAAGUGCGUCUACGACAACGGCCGCGCGCCCUGCAAGAACUGCGCAAAGGGCAUGCACGAGUGCUACUUGCCCUCCGAGAGCCUGGCUCACCAUCACGGCCAGUCGCCCGCCAGAGCUCCUCGUCCCCGCGACUCCUUGCCGGGCGAGCGAAGCGUGUCGGCCGCCAGCGACCGCCAACCUGCCUCGUCGGCCGCCGUGCUGCCGCGCAACCUGCAAACGAACAACAGCGAGAAAAUCAGCCCGGAGAUGCAAUCGGAAUGUGAGAGGGUCAUCAAUAAGACCCUCCCGUCUUGUGUCGCCUUUCACAAGCCCUCCUUUCUGCAAAAGCUCAAGAGCGGAUCCCUCGAAUCCAGCAUUGUCAAUGGUCUUCUUACUUGUGGUGCACGGAGUUCGACCAUGUUGAUACGCCGCUAUGGAGGUCAGGGGGGUCCGUCGGCAGCUGCGGAGCAUUUUGCCGUCAAGACCAUCAAUCUGGUUAUGCAGACGCUCGACAACCCAAGCUUGGCGGAUAUUCAGGCUCUUUGCCUCCUGACCAUCCAUGAAUGGGGCAAUAGAAAUGCCGUGCGCGCCUACAUCUACCUGGGACAGGCCUCUCGAAUGGCACAAAUGUACCGGAUAAUAGCCGUACACCAGAACCGGGGCGAUCCCGACCAGUUCAUCCAGGAUGAGUCCUUCCGCCGGACGCUGUGGCUAAUCUACAUACUCGAUUGUUUCCUCACCAGCAGCCCUGGCCGCCACCCGGCGGUCUCGCACCAUGAUGUCAAGGACGUACCUCUCCCGUGUCCCGACAUGAGCUACAACUUCGGUACACCGGUCUUCGUUCGCACCCUGGCUGGUAACCCGCCGCCGGGAGUGGAUGCCUCCACGCCCAUGACCGAGGUUGGCGAGUUCGGCCACAUCGUCAUGGCCACCCAGGCCUGGCGCAAUGUCAUCGAGAUGCUUACCACCGUCACCCCCGCCACCUUCUCCGAGGAGAACUGCGUGUCCCUCGAGGCUGGCAUCGAGGCCGUCCGCAGCUCCUUGCCCAUGCAUUUCGUCGACAAGCCUGGUCAUGUCAACCUUCACAUUACUAUGGGUAGCGGGUACACCUACGCCAUGUUGCACUGUCUUCUUCACUCUGCGACCAUCAUGGUCAACCGACGGAGGCUUCUGCAUCUGGUCACUACCGAGGGCUUCGACCACAAGACUUGGCGUAUGGUACCGCACGCUCACCUCCAGACGGUGGAUCGGGUUUUUGCCUCUUCGCACAGUGUCGUCACACUGCUCCUGGCUCUAGAAAGCAAUGCCGACAAGGACGCCGUCUUCAAUAUCCCGCUGGUGAUGCUGUUCUCCUGCUUCACAGCAUGCUCUACCGUGGCCUGGUUCAGCCUCAAAGGCUUGACACCUGGCGACGUGAACGAGACUGCCGAGGCCAUUGUCAGCGAUGGGAUGCGCUUCCUCCAGGAGGGCGCCAACACAUGGAUGUUGGCCAUCCCAUGGUACCGCCACUUGUCGGUCAUGGCCAAGGUGCUGCGCAACGGCGACCGGGAGGCGACAAGGCUACCCGUCGAGCCUGCUCCGUCGUCGACCAAGGAUGAGACGGGCAGUCAGCCGGAUAACAACCCUGACAGUAUGGACUACGAGCGUCACUCAUCGGCCAAUCCGCAGGAGCCGGUGGAGAACCGGGGCAGUGAGCCACCACGAAAGUCCGGGUUCACAACGAUCAAUGGGGGUCCUGCUGGUGCUGCGACGCCGGCCAUGGCUAGCCCGCCUCCUGCAGAGACCAAGGCGUUGUCGCCUGUGCCCUCAUCGUCAGGCGACGGGCACACAGCCGAGCCGGCGGCAGCCUCAUCGGGAUCUGAUAUGACGUCAGCUGAGCUUUGCCUGGCGUUCGAGCGGCAGCUCCUAGAGCUCGACGAUCUGGCGGCCUUCAUGGGCGGUGGUGUAUGA
Anthostomella pinea is the source of this 2001-nucleotide messenger RNA. The record is from the annotation of a GenBank genome assembly. NCBI's taxonomy places the organism in Eukaryota, Fungi, Ascomycota, Sordariomycetes, Xylariales, Xylariaceae.